This is a messenger RNA of Histoplasma mississippiense, 993 nucleotides long. RefSeq lists its product with no specific name. The record is from RefSeq and is a predicted model, not a curated record. The coding region runs from base 1 to 993 and encodes 330 amino acids. The transcript has 11 exons. Lineage: Eukaryota; Fungi; Ascomycota; Eurotiomycetes; Onygenales; Ajellomycetaceae.
AUGGGCUAUGAUGGUGGUGAAUUCAUUAACCCUCUUCCAAGGGACUCCGACCCAGUCCCUUGGCUGAUUCAAGGCCGCUUGCCAUUAUUGGGUCCUCGCCGGCGACGAACGCGCCAGAGGCACCGCGACAGAAAGGCGCUCCUUUAUCCGGGUGGUCAAGCAAUGACUAUCGUAGGUCAUCUUGGCCAGCGCCAGCCAGUAUCAAGAACUGCCUGGGUUGUCGUUGCCGCUGGCAGUGCGGAGACCCAGGCUUUGGCCGAAGCGAGACCAAAUGUUCUAAUUCCUCCCAAACCUCGAAUCCUUUGGGAAUUUGAUUUCAAGGUUUCAAAGCUGACUUGGCAGAUCAUCUCAGUGGGCAAACAGCCAACCUGCCUGGAUGCCAGCCAAGGUUGUAAAGCAACAACCACAGAACUAACCAUCUCAGCAUCUACCAACACAUCACAUCAUCCGUCAGUUGAGGACUUGACUGGUGCCAGGUUUGCAUCGGGUAAGACCAGCUGUAUCCUCGGUAGGAGCAGCCAAUGCAAGCGGACAAAUAUGCAGCCCAGAUUGUUCAAAGCUGCAGCUCUAGUUCUGUUUCUCACACCACUUGCGUUGACCGCACCUACUGAGAAUGAUGCCUCUGCUGAUGUUCUAGCAUGCAAACCUGGCACGUACCGUUGCGCCUAUCAAGAUAGUAUCACCAGUUCGAUUGAGGUCUGUGCCGGCGGGAGAUGGGUACCCUCAGCUCGAUGUGCGAUGCACAGGUUAUCAUCAACUAUUAUAAAUGAAUCUGGAAAGGCCAAAAAACGGACGCUGUUAUAUAACCAGGGCUGCAAAACUGGUGAUCGCCAUCGAGGGGAUGACUUCGCGUCCUGGAACGCUUUCCAUACCGAAUACGCCUUCAGAAAAUCCCAGAGGUGGGAAAAAUACCGCCACAUAGAUACCAUUGCCAGAUAUCAUUCGAUCUUGAUAUCAGACAUAAACAAGCAGGUAGAUGAAAUCUCGAUAUAA